Molecule: messenger RNA, 1161 nt
Organism: Acomys russatus (golden spiny mouse)
Lineage: Eukaryota; Metazoa; Chordata; Mammalia; Rodentia; Muridae
Product: trace amine-associated receptor 7a-like
Exons: 2
Coding region: 1-1161 (386 amino acids)
Biological process (GO): G protein-coupled receptor signaling pathway
Cellular component (GO): membrane
Molecular function (GO): trace-amine receptor activity
Source: RefSeq, a predicted model, not a curated record
AUGAAGGUUCUCCUGAAGUUAGAGAUUGAAUUUGCUAUAGACUGGGGGAUGUUAGGAGACAUUUUGAAGCCGGGAGUAGCAUACAUUGACAAAUUGGAUGGCAAUAUUCUCAGGGAUCAACCCAGAAUUAUGAAUAAAGACCUGCUCUCUGCCACAUCUGCCCAGCUGUGCUAUGAGAACCUGAACACUUCCUGUGUCAGGAUCCCAUACUCCACAGGCCCUCGCCUCAUCCUAUAUGCAGUCUUUGGCUUUGGGACUAUGCUGGCUGUGUGUGGAAACCUCCUGGUGAUGACAUCAAUUCUUCAUUUCAGGCAGCUGCACUCUCCUGCCAACUUCCUGGUGGCAUCCCUGGCCUGUGCUGACUUCUUGGUAGGACUGGCGGUGAUGCCCUUCAGCACAGUGAGGUCUGUGGAGGGAUGUUGGUACUUUGGGGAGACUUACUGUAAAUUACACAGUUGUUUUGAUGGGUCAUUCUGUUAUUCUUCUCUUUUCCACUUGAGCUUCAUCUCUGUGGACAGAUAUAUUGCAGUCAGUGACCCCCUGGCUUACCCCACCAGGUUCACUGCAUCUGUAUCUAGCAAGUGCAUCACCUUCUCAUGGCUCCUGUCCAUCAUCUACAUCUUUUCCCUCCUUUACUCAGGAGCAAGUGAAGCAGGGUUGGAGGAUCUAGUCAGUGCCCUCACCUGUGUGGGGGGUUGUCAGGUCGCUGUGAAUCAAAACUGGGUCUUCAUCAAUUUUGUAAUAUUUUUAAUCCCCACACUUGUGAUGAUAACUGUCUACUCUAAGAUUUUCCUCAUUGCUAAACAGCAGGCUCAGAAGAUUGAGAAGAUGAGUGACCAGACUGCCAAUGCAGCAGAGAGCUACAAGGAUAGGGUGGCCAAGAGGGAGAGGAAAGCAGCCAAAACCCUGGGAAUCGCAGUGGCUGCCUUCCUCCUUUCCUGGCUGCCAUACUUCAUUGACUCCAUCAUUGAUGCCUUCCUAGGAUUCAUCACUCCCAUGCAUGUGUAUGAAAUACUAGUUUGGAUUGUUUACUAUAACUCAGCCAUGAACCCUUUGAUUUAUGCAUUUUUUUAUCCUUGGUUUCGAAAAGCCAUCAGAAUGAUAGUCACUGGCCAAAUCCUGAGAGAGAAUUCCUCCACCAUCAACUUGUUUCCUGAGUAG